Messenger RNA from Oldenlandia corymbosa var. corymbosa, 795 nucleotides. The record is from the annotation of a GenBank genome assembly. Lineage: Eukaryota; Viridiplantae; Streptophyta; Magnoliopsida; Gentianales; Rubiaceae.
AUGGCUCUCGUCUCCAAAGCGAAGGGUAUCGCAGAUACGCUGCAGCUUGCCGGCCAUCGCAUAUCUCCAGUGGAGUUCAAUGCCAUAAUCUUUCGCAAGAUCGGUUCCGAAUUUAAUGGUAUCAUCGGUGCUUUGCAGCAGCGAUCCGAAACCCCCUCCUAUCAAGAUCUUCUUGGACAAUUAGUUUCGUACGAGGUGCUUCUUCACGCCCAACAGCCGGUUCUUCAGCCGACGGCCAUGCUUGUGCAGUUGACAUCUUCUCCUACGCCGCCUCAAUCCUCUCGUGCCGGUCGCUCGCAACGCGGCGGUCGGCGCAAUCAGUUUUCUGGUCGUGGUGGUGAGACGUGUCAGCUUUGCGGCAUCUUGAAUCACACGGCCGCCACUUGCCGACGCCGCUUUGAUGCUAAUUUUGUUCCUCGACCCCCUGCCAUUCGGUCGGCUGCUUAUGCCCAGGCAGUUUCUCUUACACAGCAUUCGGCUGGUUUGUUGCCUCCUCCGUCUUACCCGGAGUCGACUAUGUCUCCUCAAGCUCAUAUGGCGCAUUAUAAAGAUGCCAAGAAAAUAGAGGCAGCAGCUGAACCUUGCAAAACCGCACCAAAAGGGCAUUUUGUUGUGUACGUGGGAAGCAAUAUGAGUAGGUUUGUCAUUCCAACAUCUUUCUUGAAGAGGCCCUCUUUCAAAGAGUUGCUUGUUAAGGCUGUUGAAGAAUAUGGUCAUCAUAAAACUAGUAAAAUUGUGCUCCCUUGUGAAGAAUCUCACUUCCAAGUACUCAUCAACCUCUUGGCUGAAACCUAG